AUGCCGCCGAAGACCCAGACCGCCACCAGCUUACUGGCUGACUUGUGGAGGAGGCUUUCUCAUUCCAGGAAGAAGGUGGUGGAAAUCUUUCAUAUUCUCAUUAACCAGAUCUGCCUCCAGCCCAUCUUAGAAAGCAGCUAUGAGACUAUUCAGCCCUUUAUUGAAGAGUUUCUGCAGAUCUUCACCUCAGUGCUUCAGGAGAGGAGGUUUCUUUGUGACUAUGAUGAGCUGUUUCCUGUCGCAGACGAUGUGAGUCUGCUUCAGCAGGCAUCCUCUGCCUUGGAUGACACCCGGACAGCAUAUAUCCUCCAAGCAGUGGAAAGUGCCUGGGAAGGUGUGGAGAGGAGAAAAACACCAGUCGUUAAAAGCCAACCUCCACCAAUGGUAUCUGAUGGAGCUUCAGCAAUGGUGGAAAAUGCUGCUAAGGACUCAGAAGGGCUUGAUGAUGCAUACAACUUGGAGUAUGAUUGUGCUGGAGCAGCUGCAGCACCCGCUGCCAAGGUCUCGGGGGUGGAGUUGGAUUCUUUGAUCUCUCAAGUGAAAGAUCUGCUGCCUGACCUAGGGGAGGGCUUCAUCUUGGCCUGCCUGGAGGAGCACAGCUACAGUGUAGAGCAGGUGAUAAACAACAUCCUGGAGGAUAGGCUGGUGCCAUCCCUGGACAAACUGGAGCGAACAAUGCCAAGGCAGGUGAAGACAGAACCAACCCCUCUGGUGACUUCUCGAUACAACAUCUUCCAGGAUGAUGAGUUUGAUAUAUUCAGCAGGGACUCAGUGGACAUGUCCCGGGUACAAAAAGGCAGGAGGAAGGACAAGGAUACGACAAAGAGUUUACUGAAUGACAAGCGACUGAUAGCUGAGCAGAAGGAACGCUACAGCCAGUACAGUGUGAUCGUAGAGGAGGUCCCUGAGCAGGAGGGGGAAGCCCAGUUCUAUAGGGUUGACUAUGAGGAUGAAUACGACGACACCUAUGAUGGCAACCAGGUGGGGGCGAACGAUGCUGACUCAGACGAUGAGCUGAUCAGUAGGAGGCCAUUUACCAUCCCUCAAGUCCUGAGACACAAAGGACAAGAGGAGGAGGAGGAGGAAGAGGAGGAAGUGGAAGAGCCUGAAAAGGAAACAACAAAGCAGGACCAUUUUGUGCAGGACCCAGCAGUGCUGAGGGAGAGAGCUGAAGCCAGACGGAUGACUUACCUUGCAAGGAAAGGGUACAAGCAUGACAACACCUCAGCUGUCGUAGGGAACGCCAAGGGGCAUGGACAAAGCCGGGAUACAGUCCAAGACCGAAGGAAGAAGGAAGCCAACAAAGGGGCAAGAGCUAAUCAUAACCGCCGCGUCAUGGCUGACAGGAAACGGAACAAAGGCAUGAUCCCUUCCUGAGGGACUCUUAGCCCAAGGCAUUGCAUUGGAUUCAGGCCUUCACUUCUGAGGGCCUCCUGAUCUUAAGGUUAUGGUGCAAUACCCAGCCCUUCAAUUUUAACUGGGAUCACCCCACCCUGGGGAGAGCUUUCCAUUUAUGAAUAGGAACUGCCCAUCAGGCAGGCUUGCUGCUGUGCUAGUUGUCAAUACAGCUAAUGCAGCAGCAGGUCUCUCAGAUGCAUAGGACAGGCUGCAACAGCCAUUAGUUUUUUUUUUUAAACUAUUUUGUAAUGAUUCUAUGAGAACUUUAUUUUCAUAUAAGAAACAUCCCCCCGCCCCCACAACUAUCAGCACAGCUAAGAGCACUUAGAAUGAGCGCUACAACUGACAGUGAGCUUCGCCUGCGCCAUUAGCUACAGCUGCCCACUCCACACACGGUGCCUUAUCCUGCAGUAGACUCAUGGGAUGUAUAGAAACAAAUGCACAACAGACCAGUCCUGUUGCUGACAAAGCCCUAGGAGUUCAGCUGUAUGGUGAUGUACUUUAAAUUCCUCUCCCUCGAGCGAGAAACGUGUAUAAAAACAUGCAGAUAAAGAAUUUGAAUCUUU
Molecule: messenger RNA, 1964 nt
Organism: Chrysemys picta bellii (western painted turtle)
Lineage: Eukaryota; Metazoa; Chordata; Testudines; Emydidae
Source: RefSeq, a predicted model, not a curated record